CGGCGAGGUCGCGGGCGCGCCACGAAUGUAAGCGCGAUUGCGUCGACAUUCCGCCACACUGAAUGCCGCGAAUCGGACGCGUUAUUGUCAUUGCCUUGUAAACCAUCACGUGUCGUACCGUUGUAAACUUUAACAGUGACCUAAUUAAACGUCAAAGCCCAUGCUUACAUCCAAAAGUAGUGAACUCAGUGACCAUAUAUAGCAAGAUGUGAAAUGAGAAAAAAUGCUCGAACAUUUCCGAUUAUUGCAACGUGUAUUUAAUUUUGUGACUCAGUGUACAAAGUUUCGAAGUGUUUACAUCAACUGUGAUUGAGACCGAGCUAUUUGCUCUUGAGCAGCGUUAUAUUGGAUGGAAAGAUUAAAAUAGAACGCUUGAUUAAAUCACGGCGUAUGGAGUCUACAAUGAAUUGUGUUCGCAGAAUUAGUUUGUAAUUAAUUGUGAAUAGUAAAUAUAAUCAAAAAUGUUUCGCUCGCGGCUAAUAGGAGCGCGUGGGAUUCUAUUAAUAUGUUUGACAACUUUGGCGUAUACAGAUGCACAGCAAUUCAAUGGCCCUUUGAUAACUCCCCUAAAGAAAGAAAUAACAUUACAAAAAGGACAAAAUUUUACCAUCACGUGUCAAUUUGAUAAGCCUAUCGAAAUAAAACAACAAGAAAUCCCCGAAGAAGUGAUUGAGUCGUUUUAUAUGAUACAAAGAAAUAUGACUGUAAUUGAGGGGGAUAAUAAAAUCUACCAGGCUGUACUCGAUCUAAUAAAUGUUGAUCAGUACGCAGUUGGCUACUAUGCUUGUUACGAAAAAGAUCUAGAUUCUAAUACAAUACUAACCGAUUUGAGAGAAGAACCUAGUAACACGAAUCAAGUCUCUUACAUUUAUGUAUACGUGGAUGGUACGGAUAGUAUAUUUGCGCCCAUGAGAGAGGUGGUAAUACCUAAAGGCAACUCAAAAGUUGUUAUUGAAUGUAGACCAACAACACCAGAUGUUAUUGUUACAUUGAUAGGGGAGUUAGCAGAAGUGGAACAUAGUUGUAACCCGAAAAUCGGGUGCACCUUCGAUAGUUAUUUCUUAUCGUUUUUGGAUGACCUGAUUACAAUUUGCACUUGUGGCUUUAAGCGAGGAAAUAUACAGGCAACAAAAGAUGUUUUUGUAAAUAAACACGACAAUAUAGAACCUCCCAUGCCCAAAAUUGUAAGAGAGUCCGAGUUAUUCCUAAGAGGUGAAACAUUUUCUAUAAAUUGUACAGUAGAUUAUCAAGCAAACUCUGCUGUUGUUUUGACUUGGCAGACACCGUAUCCGUAUGCAAACAAUAUUUUACAUGAAACAAAUGAAAGAGAAAUAACUCAGGGCAUAUUGUACAGUACUAUAACAGUUUUUAACGCAACUGAAAAAGAUGCUGGAGAUUAUAAAUGUAUAUCGAAGAAUCGAAAUGGGAAUAAGACGAGUAGAACAAAGAAAACGUACAACGGUACAGAAGGCUACAUAAAACUAGAAAGGCUAAAUAUGGAAAAGAUUAUAUCAACAGAUCCCUAUGUCACACCAUUAAGGCUCUUGACGCUUGUCGAAGCCUAUCCGCCCGCACAAUUUUCUGUAGUCAGAGAUGAUAUUGGGGAAUUACCCUCUAAUGAAAAAUUUUCUUUAAUACAUAAUUCAGUUGGUAUCGUGUUCCAAAUUAAAUACUUAAAUAUAAACGAUACAGGAAAUUAUACGCUAAUCGCAAAGAAUAAGUACAACACACGUAAUGUUACUUACGACAUAAGGCCAAAAGCUUCCCCUACUAUCGAGUUUAAUCUUAGUUCUAAUAAGAGGUUCUUAUCGGGCACUAUUGCUACCUUAAUGUGUACUGCAAUCGGAUAUCCUGGGCCAACGAUCACUUGGAAUUUUACAAAUGAAAAAGGUGAAAAACAGUCCUUAGAAAAACAGGCCAGUAGUUCUGCAGUUUCGAUUAUCAAAACAUCGUCAAUACUACAAAUUCCCGUUCGUACUUCAGGAAACAUAACGUGCUAUGCAACAAAUACUAUUAAUCACACAUCUGUUUCUCGAAAGUUCCUUGUUUACGAAAUAAACAAUGGCUUUGGUGUUGCCAAUAAAAACAAUACUUGGUUCUCCGAGAACGAUAGAGUGAUUUUAAAUUGCUACGCUUCGAAGUAUGAAUUUUCAAAUGUGACCUGGUUUGACGGCGGAGGAAAUGAUAUUGCCGAAAAUGUAAAACUGCAAGAAACUCCGUACUCGUACGUUGCGCAGUUAAUAUUUGACAGUAUAUCGUUAGAGCAGGCUGAUAAUUACACAUGUGCUGGAUUGAAAAACAAUGAAACAAGAGAAACAUUCACGAUUUCUAUAACAGUAACAGCACAGCGUUUACCCGAGAUAAAUGUUCCGAAAUUGGAUGAAGAAGACGUAGAAGUUAUUCCAUACCACCCAAUAUAUCUAGUCUGCCAAGCAGAUGCUGUGCCUCCACCUACAAUCAUCUGGAAAAAGGACGGAGUCUCUCUGACAAACAUAACUGAUGUCGUUAUAAAGACUGAUUAUUUAAAUUAUACAACGGUAAACUCGAGUAUCGAAAUCCAUAAUACAAUGCAGACAGACGGACGUGUUGAUGAUAACAAGGGUAAAUACGAAUGUAUUGCAGAAAGUCGUGGAAAUACUCAAAGAAAAACGUAUAAUGUGUUUUUCAAAGAUAAAGUGACAUACAAAACCACGUAUACUAUUUUAAGCGUAACUUGCGCUAUCGUAUUUAUACUAGUCUUGUUAAUUGUGUAUCUGACGUGGAGAAUACAAAAGGAGAAACAAUUCAGGAAAGAAUUAGCGGACGCUGGGCUAUUGUACUUUAAAGAAGGCGUCCCGAAAUCGCUAAAUCCAGACUUAGGUAUCGAUGAGCAAGCUGAACUAUUACCAUAUGACGACAGAUUUGAAUUCCCGCCAGAGAAACUUGUGUUAGGGAAACAAUUAGGAGCUGGGGCAUUCGGUGUUGUAUACAAAGCCGAAGCUAGAGGUAUUGUUAACGCAGAAGAAACCACUACAGUUGCAGUGAAAAUGGUAAAGAAAACAGCUGAUAACAUGUACAUCAAAGCGCUGGCUUCAGAGUUGAAGAUUAUGGUGCAUUUGGGGAAACACGUCAAUAUUGUUAACUUAUUGGGAGCUUGCACGAAGAAUGCCGGAAAAAGAGAGUUGAUUGUAAUCGUCGAGUACUGUAAAUUCGGCAAUAUUCACAAUUACAUGCUGCGACAUCGUGAGGUUUUCAUUGAUCAACUCACAGAUAAUAAAGAGAAAAACCUUGGCAAAGUGAACAGAGCUUUUUCCUGCAGCAGUGGAAGCAGCGGGAUGCAUUCUGAUUAUUUCAGCUCGAACAAUACUCAAGUAACAGAUCACACGUUUAUAAAUUCUGCAAAUACAAAUAGAUCUGACAGAAAAGAUAAUGCAAAUCAAAUUCCACACGUGGAGUUUAUAAAAGUAUCCGACACUGGUUACGUGCAACCCGAAUGGAGAUCAAAUUACGAAUGUGACUACCUUUACGAAGGGCGAAAUCCAAGACCUCUAACCUCAAGAGAUCUAUUAGCUUGGGGAUUUCAAAUUGCAAGAGGGAUGGAAUAUCUUGCCAGCAGAAAGGUGCUUCAUGGAGAUUUAGCAGCAAGAAAUAUACUGCUUGCUGAGGACAAUAUCGUAAAAAUUUGCGAUUUUGGAUUAGCGCGAAGUAUUUAUAAGAAUGACGAAUAUCAGAAAAAGGAAAACAGCCCUUUGCCAGUGAAAUGGUUAGCAGUGGAAUGUAUGACCGACCGUAUAUUUUCAACUCAAUCAGAUAUAUGGUCUUUUGGCAUCGUGCUGUGGGAGCUGUUUUCGUUGGCUAAAACACCAUACCCAAAUAUUAGUCCAACUAACUUGCUUAAAUGGCUUUUAGAAGGGCAUCGAUUGGAGAAGCCGACCUACGCGGACGACAGGCUCUAUGACGUAAUGUUGAAGUGUUGGGAACAGAAACCCACCGCCAGGCCCUCCUUCUCGCAACUACAAGAAAUACUCGGCUCCUUCUUAGAAGACAAUGUUCGAAAUCAUUACGUCGAUUUGAACUCCGCAUACAUGGAGUUAAACGCGAAGUGUGAGGGCCAAGAGGACUAUUUAGCUAUGGUUUCGGCGCCCGAUUUCAACAAUCUCGUGACGCCGAGCCCUCAUCAUUAUGUGAAUGAAACCACGCAGUUCUUUCCGCCGACGCCUACGCAGUUACAGCAUGACGACGAAGGCUACUUACAAAUGAGCCCAGCGAACCAACGCAUAUUCAGUCCACGCGCUCAAGACACUAAAUUUGAUUUCGACGCUCGUAAAUUGAACCCUAGAAUGACCGAGGCAAACGGCCUCAGCUCAGAAUCGACUCCGAUGUUAUCCCUUAACAACCUUCCAGCAAGGAGCGGAUCCGACUCUGACUACGACGGGAACUCAUCCUCGUAUAUGCCCAUGUGCCCUCGAAUUGAAGAAGAAUCAGAUGACGUUUUCGAAGUCAAAGACUGUAAUAAAAACACGAAAAACAGAGCAAUAACUAAUCCGACUUACAUUGCUUUUAACGAGAAUAAGAAGCCCCUAAACAUUUCCAAUAAUUACAUUAAUAUAAACGUGCCCAAUGGUCUAGUCAAGUAGAUAUCUUUUAUGACGUACUCUUGUACACAUUUACAAUACAUAUGUAUGAGUAUUAGAAUUCAUUCGUUGGUUUUGAUCUCCUUAUAAUAUUAUCAUUGAAUACAAAAUCUCAUUACUUUUAAUGUUUAAGCUAUUUUUUAUAGAAACUGCGUGUAACGGAAUGAAAGAUCCGUUUUCUUUUUAUGUAUGAUUCUUAGUAAUAUGAUACUAAAGAUUGUUAAUAAAUAAAUGAGUAUUAAUAUAUGUUGUUGUAAGUAAUAUUUUUUAUAAAGUACAAAGAUUUAUUUUAAACGUAGCAUAAAUAUAUAAUUUAAUAUUUAAAGUAGUGUCAUUACCAUUACUUAAAAUAGUCAGAUAAUUUCGCUUUCACUGGUAUUUUCAGUAUUUAUGUACCAACCCCACCACCGUAUAUUUAUUAAUUACAUAAUUGUUAAUAUUUUUUCCAUAUUAAUGAUUUGCUAUUAUGCUAUCAUUCCUUGCUUCUAUCUUGAGAAUUUUUUAGUGAAAACAUUUUUGCAUUUACUAAAAUUUUCUGUCUUGUAAACUUGAUAUUCAAGUUUUUAUUUGCGCCGUGAUAAGUUAGAUGUAUUGUUAAAGUAAAUAUAAGUUAAUAGAACUAGUUUCAUAAAAUAUGCAUGUUUUCUGUUUCUGAUGUUAUUUGUGAGAUUUUAAGUAAAUAUAAGAAUAUUCUUUAUGUAUUAUGUAUUUAUAAAUGUGAAUAUUCUGAAUGGAAAAAUAAAGCAUUGUUUUGAAAACUAA
Zerene cesonia (dogface butterfly) is the source of this 5375-nucleotide messenger RNA. RefSeq names its product vascular endothelial growth factor receptor 1 (gene Pvr). Gene Ontology annotation, biological process: multicellular organism development; positive regulation of kinase activity; cell surface receptor protein tyrosine kinase signaling pathway. The transcript has 24 exons. Gene Ontology annotation, cellular component: signaling receptor complex. NCBI's taxonomy places the organism in Eukaryota, Metazoa, Arthropoda, Insecta, Lepidoptera, Pieridae. Gene Ontology annotation, molecular function: transmembrane receptor protein tyrosine kinase activity; ATP binding. The record is from RefSeq and is a predicted model, not a curated record. Bases 462 to 4616 code for a protein of 1384 amino acids.